CUCCAAAAUUUGUGUGCAAUUUGCCGUUUCAUGAUUUUCUCUCUUUAAGUUUUAUACGCCAUUUCUCUCUGAUGAGUAUAAGUACUAAAUUGUACUUCCGCUUUCCCUCUCGCUGACUGUCUGAAAUUGUACCCUCAAAUUUGUUUUUCGCAGUGCAAGUAGCUGGCUGUUUAUCCCUCUCUCUCUCUCUCCUAUUUUUUCUUCUCUCUCUCUCCAUUUUUUCUCUCUCUCUCCCUAUCUUCAUCUUCUCUCUCUAACCUUUUUUCUCUCGUUUUGGCGGUUUAUCCUUUCAUAUAUGUAUAUUUAAGCGCAACGCAUUGUUUCCAUUGCAUUUUCUCUCUCUAAAGCCCCAUCGCCUGCAACUCGCAGCCUCUCUCUCUCUUGACCUUUUUACAGCCAUGGGAGACUGGCAAGAACUGGGGCAAACCGUGUUCAUAAGCCUGAUCUUCGCAUUCCUCUUAGCUAAACUCAUCUCCAUUGUCAUAUCCUUCAGGGAAGAGAACCUUAGGGUUUCCAGAGAAGUUGCAGAACCAGAUUUACCCGAACCCUUGAGCACAGGCAGUUUUGAAGUAGAAGAGCCUUUAAAGAAUUCGUCUUCAGAUUCAAUAGAAGCUGAGAAUUCUAGGGUUUUGCAAGAAUCCGGGGUUUCUGAAGUUCCUAGGGCCUUAUCAGAAGUUGCAGAGCAUUCGAAGUUGCAUGGAGAGAGCUUCUUAGAUGACGAUGAUGAUGAUUGGGAAGGGGUUGAGAGUACAGAGCUCGAUGAAUCUUUCAGUGCUGCUACUUCUUUUGUAGCAACCAUGGCUACUGAUCGUUCUUCACAGAAGGUAUCAAAUGAAACACAGUUGGAGCUUUAUGGGCUCUAUAAGAUCGCUACUGAAGGGCCAUGCAAUAUACCUCAGCCCUCAGCGCUUAAGAUUUCUGCUCGUGCUAAAUGGAAUGCAUGGCAGAGAUUGGGUACUAUGCCUCCAGAAGAAGCGAUGCAGAGGUAUAUCAUGAUUGUGAGUCAGCUCUAUCCUACAUGGGCCUCCGGUGGUACUUCUAGGAACAAAGAAGGAGAUGAUGGCUCCAGUGCCACUGCUAAGGGGGGGACAAUGGGACCUGUCUUUAGUACUUUUGCUCAUGAUGAAGACUCUGACAGUGAAUUGAAGAUGGAAGGAAUCCAUGUAUGUGCUAGAGAAGGGGAGAUGAAUAACUUGCUUAAAUACCUGGAGCAAGGGGAUUUAGUGAAUUCAAGGGAUAGUGAUGGGAGGUCUGCAUUACAUUGGGCAGUGGACCGAGGCCAUCUCGAUAUUGUGGAGCUUCUUAUAAAGAAGAAUGCAGAUGUUAAUGCUAAGGAUAACGAGGGCCAAACUGCAUUGCACUAUGCAGCCGUGUGCGAUAGAGAAUUGAUCGCGAAGCUCCUCAUAGAGCACGGAGCUGAUGGGUCUGUGAAAGACAAUGAUGGAAAUACCCCCCGCGACGUCUGCACGGGUCGGACUUGGACUUGGAUCUGAGUUUCAGCUUCUUUCUUUUUACCUUUUCCUUUUGUGUAAUCUGGAAUUUGAAGCUUGGACCGCAGUGAUAAGGCUCUUAAGCCCUGACCACUAAGCCAAGAAGAGGGGCCCUCUUUUACCCUUUUUUGAAGGUCCAUUUGCCCCAUCUCAUGUUGGCAUUUGUAAAUAUAUAUUCUGAUUUUUUUUUUUUAUCCAUACUUAUGGUACACAAUUCUUACUUUC
Messenger RNA from Amborella trichopoda, 1715 nucleotides. RefSeq names its product acyl-CoA binding protein 1 (gene ACBP1). NCBI's taxonomy places the organism in Eukaryota, Viridiplantae, Streptophyta, Magnoliopsida, Amborellales, Amborellaceae. The record is from RefSeq and is a predicted model, not a curated record. Gene Ontology annotation, molecular function: protein binding; fatty-acyl-CoA binding.